Molecule: messenger RNA, 2097 nt
Organism: Zonotrichia leucophrys gambelii
Lineage: Eukaryota; Metazoa; Chordata; Aves; Passeriformes; Passerellidae
Gene: POC1A
Product: POC1 centriolar protein A
Exons: 11
Coding region: 409-1911 (500 amino acids)
Biological process (GO): cilium assembly; regulation of DNA-templated transcription
Cellular component (GO): centriole; ciliary basal body
Molecular function (GO): sequence-specific DNA binding; protein binding; DNA-binding transcription factor activity
Source: RefSeq, a predicted model, not a curated record
ACUUUUGCCAUAAGGAGACAACAGUAUGGAAUAAGAUGACAACACAAGGCUGCAGCCAUGCCAGCUCCUCCCUGGUGAGGGCCCACUCCUGGUGCAGCCAGACACAGCCCAGGCCUCUCCUUGCCCACAGCCCCUCAGGACAGCUCUGUGGGUCCCACCACUGGUGGCUCUGGGACAGAGAAGCAACAAGAGAGAUCAGCCUUUACAGUUGCCUUCAGCAGUUUCUGCUCAGGCUGCUCCCCCUGCCAGGGCAGCACCACCAACCAUCACUGAGAUGCCACCUGCAAUGUCCCCAGAGCACAGGCACCACAGUGAUAUGCCAGAACAUUCCAUUGGAACCUGCUGUCUGUUGGUGCCAGUUGUUCUUUGCCUGCCAGCUGGUGGGACACAGCCAAGCUGUCCAGGGCCAUGGCCGCAGAGCGAGAGUUCUCAUCCCUGCGCUUUCCACAGAAGCUUUGGAAAAUGCUGGAAAGUAGCAAGUUUCAGUCAAUUUGGUGGAGUGAGGGUGGAAAAUGUGUGGCCAUCAACAAGGAUCUCUUUGAAGUGGAGGUGCUGGGCAGGGAAGGACAGCAGGUCUUCCACACCCAGAAAAUGAAAAGUUUCAUGCGACAGCUGAAUGCAUAUGGAUUCACCAAAGUGCAGCAGAAUUUCCAAAGAUCUGCCUCUCUGCCCGAAUUCCUGGCAGAGGAAGCAGCAGCUUCUGCUCACAGCCAGGAAGAUCCAUCCCUGGAGAGGCACUUCAAAGGCCACAGAGAUGCUGUCACUAGUGUGGACUUCAGUCGUGCUAAAAAACAAUUGGCAAGUGGCUCAAUGGAUUCGUGCCUGAUGAUCUGGAGCAUGAAGCCUCAGAUGAGAGCCUAUCGCUUCUUGGGCCACAAAGAUGCAGUGUUGUGUGUCCAGUUCUCACCCUCUGGUCACCUCGUGGCUUCAGGCUCUAGAGACAAAACAGUCCGUUUGUGGAUCCCUAGUGUCAAAGGAGAAUCGACUGUGUUCAAGGCUCACACGGGAACCGUGAGAAGUGUUCAUUUCUCCAGCGAUGGCCAGUCCUUAGUUACAGCUUCUGAUGACAAAACCAUCAAAGUGUGGACGGUUCACAGGCAGAAGUUUCUGUUCUCACUGAGUCAGCACAUCAACUGGGUUCGCUGUGCCAGAUUCUCUCCUGAUGGACGAUUGAUAGUGUCAUCCAGUGAUGAUAAAACUGUCAAGCUGUGGGACAAAACCAGCAGAGAGUGCAUCCACUCCUUCUGUGAGCAUGGAGGGUUUGUGAACCACGUGGAUUUCCAUCCCAGCGGGAACUGCAUUGCCGCGGGCAGCACGGACAGCACCGUGAAGCUCUGGGACGUCAGGAUGAACAGAUUGCUGCAGCACUACCAAGUGCACAGCUCUGUGGUCAACAGCCUUUCCUUUCAUCCCUCUGGAAACUAUCUGGUUACUGCUUCCAGUGAUUCAACUCUGAAGAUUCUGGACUUGUUAGAAGGAAGACUUCUCUAUACUCUGCAUGGUCACCAGGGACCAGCUACCUGUGUAGCAUUUUCAAGAGAUGGAGACUUAUUUGCCUCUGGAGGUUCUGAUGAACAGGUGAUGGUGUGGAAGACCAACUUUGAUGCUGAUUAUGGUGAGGCAGUGAAACCCCAGAAAUACUGCAGCAGUGUGGAUGGGACCCAUGGCACUGGGUCAGAAAUGGAUGGUGGCAUUCAUCAUAAGAAAACAAAAACUCAGGAUUCUGUUAGGACCCAUGAGCAGCAAGAGGAGGAGAACAGUCUUGCAAAUACCCUGGAGCAUAUUAUGGGACAGCUGGAUGUUCUGACUCAGACAGUUUCCAUCCUGGAGCAGAGGCUGACACUCACUGAAGACAAGCUGAAGGAAUGUCUUGAGACUCAGCAGAAAAUCAUUCAGAACAAAACAAACUGAUUUCCUGAGAUCAGACAGGAGCUGCAGGAGUUGGGAGGUUUGAGGUUGUGUAUGUUCCUAACAGACUGUGUGUGACUUGCUUUUACAAUUUUGAGCACAAUCUAUUUUUCAAUUGGAAUGUAUAGUUACUGUAUCUGUAAAUAGCUUUGUUACUUCACUAAAAUAAAAGCAAUAUUUUAUUCCUAA